AUGGCGGCUGCAUACGAUGUGCCCUACGCCAAAGGCGGCCGGGACGCGGGUGGGGCCGAGGUGGCCCUGGCCUGCCGCCGACAGAGCAUCCCAGAGGAGUUCCGUGGGGUCACGGCGGUGGAGCUGCUCAAGAAGGAGGGCUGCGCGCUGGGCCUGACCAUCUCCGGCGGCGCCGACAGGGACGGGAGGCCCAGGGUGUCCCACCUGAGACCCGGCGGGCUCGCGGCCAGGAGCGACCUGCUGACCGUGGGCGACUAUAUCCGCUCCGUGAACGGGAUCCGCCUGACCCGGCUCCGCCACGACGAGAUCGUCGCGCUGCUCAAGAACGCCGGCGGGCGGGUGCUGCUGGAGGUGGAGUAUGAGCUGCCCCCGCCCGCCCCCGAGAACAACCCGAGCAUCAUCUCAAAGACCGUGGACGUCUCGCUCUACAAGGAGGGCAACAGCUUUGGCUUCGUCCUCAGAGGAGGAGCCCAUGAAGACGAGCACAAGUCCCGCCCACUCGUCUUGACCUACGUGCGCCCGGGCGGCCCUGCCGACAGGCAGGGCUCCCUGAGGGCGGGCGACAGGCUGCUCAGCGUCGACGGGAUCCCCCUGCACGGCGCCAGCCACGCCACCGCCCUGGCCACCCUGCGGCAGUGCGGCCACGAGGCGCUCUUCCAGGUGGAGUACGACGUGGCCACCCCAGACACCGCGGCCAACGCCUCGGGACCCCUGGUGGUGGAAAUCGUGAGGACGCCGGGCUCCGCGCUGGGGAUCUCGCUGACCACCGCCCACCACCGGAACAAGCCGCUCAUCGCCAUCGAGCGCAUCAAGCCGGCCAGCGCGGUGGACAGGAGCGGGGCCCUGCAGGCGGGAGACCGCGUCUUGUCCAUCGACGGCGCCAGCACCGAGCACUGCUCGCUGCUCGAGGCCACCAGGCUCCUGGCCGGCGCGUCGGAGAAAGUGCGGCUGGAGGUCCUGCCCGUCCCCCGCAGCCGGCGGCCUCUGAAGCCCUCAGAGGCAGCUGGGAUCCUGUGCUCGUCUCAGGGGCCCCGUGAGCAGCCGCACCGCUGGGACCCCUGCGUGUCCGCCUGCCACAGCCCCCGGCCCGGCCACUGCCGGACGCCCCCCUGGGCCACGCCCGCCGGCCAGGACCAAAGCCGCUCCUUGUCCUGGACCCCCUUUUCCUCGCCGACCGUGAGCCACGCCUUUCCCUGCGCCAACCCCGGCACGCUGCCCCGCGGGGCCCAGCCCGUGAGUCCCCGCACGCCCAUGGGGCGGAGGAGGCAGCGAAGACGGGAACAUAGGAGCUCACAGUCCGUGAUCCCCAGCAGCGGCACCUUCCACGUCAAGCUGCCCAAGCGGCGCGGGGUGGAGCUGGGCAUCACCAUUAGCUCCAGCAGGCGGCGAGGGCAGCCGCUGAUCAUCGCCGACGUCAAGAAGGGCAGCGUGGCGCACAGGACGGGCAGCCUGGAGCCGGGGGACCGGCUGCUGGCCAUCGACGGCGUGCGGCUGGACGGCCGCCCCAUGGAGGACGCCGCGCAGAUCCUGGGGGGCUGCGAGGACCUGGUGCGGCUGAAGGUGCAGAAGGACGAGGACAACUCGGACGAGCUGGACGGCACGGGCGCGGUGAGCUACACGGUGCAGCUGCAGCGACACGGGGGCCCCCUGGGCAUCACCAUCUCGGGCACCGAGGAGGCUUUCGACCCCAUCGUCGUCUCGGGCCUCACCAAGCGCGGGCUGGCGGAGAGGUGGACCCGGCAGAGGGGACUCCAGCGCCACCAGGAGGGUCUGGCCGUGGAGGGGCUGCAGGGGCGGGACAGGCCCCCGCUAUCCCACAAGUCGGGCAGCCUCAGCGAGGCCAGCGACGCAGAUGACGACCCCCCGGAGGCCCUGAAGGGAGGCCUCCCGGCUGCCCGCCUCUCGCCUGCCGUGCCCAGCGUGGACAGCGCCGUGGAGUCCUGGGACGGCUCGGCCGCGGAGGGUGGCUUUGGGGGCCCAGGUUCCUACACUCCGCAGGCGGCAGCCCGGGCCCUGACCCCCCAGGAGUGGCGGCUCGGCCGGCUAAGGAGCAGCCCCCCGCCCACCGAGCCCCGGAGGACGAGCUAUACCCCGGCCCCCACCGACGAAAGCUUCCCGGAGGAGGAGGACGAGGAGGAGGAAGAGGAGGAGGAUUGGGAGCCACCAACGAGCCCAGCCCCCGGCCCUGCCCGAGAGGAGGGCUUCUGGCGCGUGUUCGCGGAGGCUCUGGAAGACCUGGAGUCGUGCGGUCGGUCGGAGCUGCUGAGGGAACUGGAGGUGACCCUGCGCAAGGACCCCACGCGGAGAGACUUCGGCUUCAGCGUCUCCGACGGCCUCCUGGAGAGGGGCGUCUACGUGCACACCCUGCGCCCCGACGGGCCGGCCCAACGCGGGGGCCUCCGGCCCUUCGACAGGCUCCUCCAGGUCAACCGCGUGCGCACGCGGGACUUCGACUGCCGCCUGGCGGUGCCCCUCCUGGCAGAGGCGGCCGAGGAGCUGGACCUCGUCAUCGGCCGCGACCCGCUGGCGCAGAGCACCGGGACGGCCCCCCGCGCGCCAGGCCCCGGCAGCCCCCAGAUGCUCUGA
Propithecus coquereli (Coquerel's sifaka) is the source of this 2586-nucleotide messenger RNA. RefSeq names its product glutamate receptor interacting protein 2 (gene GRIP2). Gene Ontology annotation, biological process: neurotransmitter receptor transport, endosome to postsynaptic membrane. The transcript has 22 exons. Gene Ontology annotation, molecular function: protein binding. The coding region runs from base 1 to 2586 and encodes 861 amino acids. NCBI's taxonomy places the organism in Eukaryota, Metazoa, Chordata, Mammalia, Primates, Indriidae. The record is from RefSeq and is a predicted model, not a curated record.